Molecule: messenger RNA, 261 nt
Organism: Hepatospora eriocheir
Lineage: Eukaryota; Fungi; Microsporidia; Hepatosporidae
Source: the annotation of a GenBank genome assembly
AUGUUAAAAAAAAUUGAUUAUCAAUUACCAAAAAAGGAAUUAAAAGAAAAAAACAUAAAUAUUAAUAUUAAUCCAAAUGAAACAAAAGAUAAAGAAAUAAAGGCAAAUGAUAUAAAGUAUGAAUUAGAGUAUGAUAUUGAAUCAUCAGAUAUUGAUAUAUCAAAUAAUAAUAAUGAAAGUAUAUCUAAAACAACUGAAUCAGAAGUAGAAAGAUUAGCAGAAAAAGUAGCUAAAUAUUUCAAUAAAUCAAAAAUAAGAUAA